AUGCCAAAAUUUGCAAAAAAGACUAUUAUACCGGUUAUCGCCAUUACAAUCAUUCUAAUCAUAACGUUCUUAGAAACUUCUCAUAAUGAUUCGCUAUAUCGAACAUCAACACAAGUCUUUGAUUCGCUCAGUCAUUUAUCAUUCACAUCGCCUGAAAACCCAAACAAUCAGGAAAAACAACCACAACAAAAUAAAAACAAAAACAAGAACAAAAACAAAAAGCAUAGUGUAAGCUCCGGUUCCAGCUCACUACUUCUGGGAUCCAAGGAUGAGCUGACAGAAAUUAACGAGGUCAAAAUGGACCCUUGCACUGUUCAGAACCCGAUUAGCAAGGGCUUUAUUGAUCUUCGAGGACUUUCUGCUCUGGGCAACGAAAACAAACCAAUAUCAUGGAAUGCAAAAGGGUACGAUUCAGGGAAAAAUUACACAAUUAGUGUCUGCUCCAACCCAUUUAAGAAACACCAUGACGAGGCAACAGAAAUACAAGACAAACUCAACCAAACAUUGAUUGGAGCCUAUUACAUAGAUGCGCUUACAAACAAGUAUGUAUCCAUUGGCGAGUACUCUACAGAACCCAAAUUUAGGGGCAGGAAACUCACAUUGACAUACGAAAAUGGCUCAUACUGUAACUCUUAUGAUGUAAAUACGGGUCUAAGAUUGAGGAAAUCCACUAUUCUCACCUUCACGUGUGAUCGAGAAAUGUCUGCAAAAGCUUCCGUUUCGUACAUUGGCAGCUCCAACGAUUGUACAUAUUUUUUUGAGGUUAAAAGUCAUCACGCUUGUCCCACAGCAGCAAAAGCGAAUAAUCUUGCAGCAGUUUGGAUCUUUUUAUUCAUCUUUUUGGCCGCUUUGUUUGUAUACCUCAGUGGCGGCUUAUUAUAUAGACACAUGAAAGGAAGCCGGAAAACUAGCAGCAAAGUAUAG
Molecule: messenger RNA, 924 nt
Organism: Lodderomyces elongisporus
Lineage: Eukaryota; Fungi; Ascomycota; Pichiomycetes; Serinales; Debaryomycetaceae
Gene: MRL1
Exons: 1
Coding region: 1-924 (307 amino acids)
Source: RefSeq, a predicted model, not a curated record